Messenger RNA from Grus americana (Whooping crane), 2540 nucleotides. It is a transcript of the gene CRTAC1, whose product is annotated as cartilage acidic protein 1. The transcript has 15 exons. The record is from RefSeq and is a predicted model, not a curated record. Gene Ontology annotation, molecular function: calcium ion binding. Gene Ontology annotation, biological process: axonal fasciculation. Lineage: Eukaryota; Metazoa; Chordata; Aves; Gruiformes; Gruidae. The coding region runs from base 76 to 2019 and encodes 647 amino acids.
CCGUCGGAAGCCGGAGAGCGGCAGAGCCGGAGCCGGGUGGUGCGGCGCGGCGGGCGCUGAGGCGGGCGCUGCGGGAUGCGCUCCCGCCGCCGCGGGGGCGCCGGGCAGCCCCCCUGGCCCGUGCCCAGGAUGCUGGUACUGUGCCUGCUGUUCCUGGCCUGGCUCAGCGAAGGCUCCCAGCGCAGCGAGCCCAUGUUCACAGCCGUCACCCACCGCCUCCUCCCACCUGACUACGACAGCAACCCCACACAGCUCAACUAUGGUGUGGCCGUCACUGACCUGGAUGCUGACGGUGACUUUGAGAUUGUGGUGGCAGGGUACAAUGGCCCCAACCUGGUGCUCAAGUAUGACAAGGCGCAGGGGCGGCUGGUGAACGUGGCGGAGGAUGAGCGAGGCUCCCCGUACUACGCGCUGCGGGACCGGCAGGGCAACGCCAUCGGUGUGACGGCCUGCGACAUUGACGGGGACGGCCGCGAGGAGAUCUACUUCCUCAAUACCAACAAUGCCUUCUCCGGCAUAGCCACCUACACGGACAAGCUCUUCAAGCUCCGCAAUGGGCGCUGGGAGGACCUCCUGAGCGAUGAGGUGAACCGGGAUGUGGCCAGCCGAUUUGCCGGGCGCUCUGUUGCCUGCGUGGACCGGACGGGCUCUGGCAGGUACUCCAUCUACAUCGCCAACUACGCCAGCGGCAACGUGGGCCCCCACGCCCUGAUAGAGAUGGACGUGGCUGCCAGUGACCCUGCCCGCGGCGUCGUGGUGCUGGUGGACGUGGCUGCCCAGGCUGGCGUCAGCAAGUACACAGGGGGUCGUGGGGUGGCCGUGGGCCCUAUCCUGAGUGACAGCGCCUCCGACAUAUUCUGUGGUAACGAGAACAGCCCCAAUUUCCUCUUCCACAACCGUGGGGAUGGGACAUACCAGGACGUGGCGGCUGCUGUGGGGCUGGAUGACCCCUACCAGCACGGACGCGGCGUGGCACUGGCUGACUUCAACCGUGAUGGACGAGUGGACAUCGUCUACGGCAACUGGAACGGGCCGCACCGCCUCUACCUGCAGAGUGGGGUCCCUGGGCGCGUCCGAUUCCGGGACAUUGCCACCCCCAAGUUCUCCAUGCCAUCCCCUGUCCGCACUGUCAUCGCAGCCGACUUUGACAAUGACCAGGAGCUGGAGGUUUUCUUCAACAAUAUCGCCUACCGCGGCUCCUCCGCCAACCGCCUCUUCCGGCUCAUCCGCAGGGAGCACUCGGACCCCAUCCUGGAAGAGCUGAAUCCGGGGGAUGCGCUGGAGCCUGAGGGACGGGGCACGGGGGGUGCAGUGACAGAUUUUGAUGGUGAUGGGAUGCUGGACCUCAUCCUGUCGCACGGCGAGUCCAUGGCACAGCCAAUCUCCAUCUUCAAGGGCACCCAGGGCACCAGCAACAACUGGCUGCGCGUCAUCCCCCGCACCCGCUUUGGGGCCUUUGCACGGGGGGCCAAAGUGGUGCUGUUCACUCGGCACAGUGGUGCCCACCUGCGCAUCAUCGACGGCGGAUCAGGGUACCUCUGUGAGAUGGAGCCUGUGGCACACUUCGGACUGGGGCAUGACGAAGCCAGCAGCCUGGAGGUGACCUGGCCAGAUGGCCGCGUUGUGGUGCGAGCUGUGGCCAGCAGUGAGACCAACUCUGUCCUGGAGGUCCCCUACCCCCUGGACAUGGAGGAGCCACUCAUGCCUGCCCCGUUGGAGUGUGGACAGGGAUUCUCCCAGCACGAGAACGGACGCUGCGUAGACAUGGACGAGUGCGCUGAGUUUCCCUUCGUCUGCCCCCGGGACAAGCCUGUCUGCAUCAACACCUACGGCGGGUACCGCUGCCGCAGCAACAAGCGCUGCAGCCGGGGCUUUGAGCCCAAUGAGGAUGGCACAGCUUGCGUGGCUCAAGUGGCCUUUUUUGGGGGAUACCCCUCCACUGGGAGCUGGCCUGGGCCCCCCCACAGCGCCCUCCUCCCUCUAGUCCUCGGACUCUGCCUUUGCCUCUAUGCACUUUAACCCCUGCCUGUAACACGCCAGAGCAGCCUUGGUGGAAGGACCAGCCGGCCUCUGCCUGUCUCUCUUUUUCUCUCUCUUUCUCUCUUUCUCUCCAUGUUGAACAACCCUGGGAGUGCUGGCUGUGCCCUGCUGGGGUGGCCUGCGGUGGGGCAGGCACGGAGCCUGGUUGCCUGGCUGUGGCGGGGGGACUCACCCCUUGCACCAUGUCUGGGAAAGCAGCCCCGGGGCAGCGCCCCUUUGCUGGCACCUCCCCACCUGGUUCCUUGCUCCGUCGCCUCGAUACCGUACCAUGUGCCUGCUGGUUUGGCCUGCGACGUGUGUGCUUCACCUCCCCCCCUCCUCCGUGACAGGGACCCCCCUCCCCAGCCCCGGCAGAGGAGGAUUGUCCCUGGCUCUGCGGGGGAAGGACCCUCCUGGUCUGUUUUUUAACGUAUUGACCUCACUGUUUGGAGUCGGACCCUGCUCAGUCUUCCAGUCCCUCUCCCGGAGAACUCCUCAAUAAACUAUAUCCUGUCUAUUAG